Morus notabilis is the source of this 1379-nucleotide messenger RNA. RefSeq names its product meiotic recombination protein SPO11-2. NCBI's taxonomy places the organism in Eukaryota, Viridiplantae, Streptophyta, Magnoliopsida, Rosales, Moraceae. Gene Ontology annotation, biological process: reciprocal meiotic recombination; meiotic DNA double-strand break processing; meiotic DNA double-strand break formation. Bases 45 to 1193 code for a protein of 382 amino acids. Gene Ontology annotation, molecular function: DNA binding; ATP binding; DNA topoisomerase type II (double strand cut, ATP-hydrolyzing) activity. The transcript is spliced from 11 exons. Gene Ontology annotation, cellular component: nuclear chromosome. The record is from RefSeq and is a predicted model, not a curated record.
CGCGGCGGUUUCGUUCGCGCGCAGAAUUGAGAAACAGAGAAGAAAUGGAAGAUCCGCUGAUAUCCUCGAUGCGUUUCUUCUCCGAUCAACAACUCUGCUACGCCGAUAUUCUCUCUCCUUCCGAGGUUCUACCGAGAAUCGAAGUCGCCGUGCUCAAUUUCCUCAGGAUCUUGACUUCUCCUUCUCCGGCAAUAUCAGAUCUUCCUUUGAUCGCUAGAAAUUCGAGAAAUGGCUAUGUUAGUCGAGGAAUUUUGACCGAAGUUUCUUGGAUUUUCCUCUCUCGCUCUUUUUGCACUAGAUCUCUGAUGCGAGCCAACGCUGCUAAAGCCUUUAUUAGAGUGUGGAAGGUGAUGGAGAUGUCGUAUAAGAUCUUAUCUCAAGAGAAGAGAGUCACACAGAGGGAGCUCUUCUACAAGUUGAUCUGCGAUUCCCCCGAUUACUUCUCAUCUCAGCUGGAAGUCAAUAGGACUAUCCAAGAUGUCGUCGCGUUGCUUCGGUGCAGCCGGUACAGUCUUGGAAUCAUGGCGUCCAGCAGAGGGCUUGUUGCUGGCCGUCUGUUGCUGCAAGAGCCAAAUCAAGAGGUUGUCGAUUGUUCUGUCUGUGGAUCUUCUGGGCAUGCUAUCUCUGGUGACUUGAAUCUUUUGGAUAAAUUGAUACUGAAGACAGACGCACGGUACAUCAUUGUGGUGGAAAAGCAUGCAAUAUUCCAGCGGCUGACAGAGGAUGGUUUCUUUAACCAAGUUCCAAGCAUUCUCAUCACAGCCAAAGGCUAUCCAGAUAUUGCCACAAGGUUGCUUCUUCAUCGAAUGAGCCGGGCUUUUCCCGAAUUGCCGAUUCUUGCAUUGGUUGACUGGAACCCAGCUGGAUUAGCUAUUUUAUGCACCUUCAAAUAUGGAAGUUUAGGGAUGGGCCUGGAGGCUUACGGAUACGCUUGCAAUGUGAAGUGGUUGGGACUUCGGAGAGAUGAUCUACAAUUCAUACUUGAAGAAUCUCUAGUUCCAUUGAAACCGAAGGACCUGCAAAUUGCUAAAAGCUUGAUGUCAUCGGAAAUCUUACCGGAGAAUUACAAAGAAGAGUUGACUUUCAUGGUUCAAAGUGGGCAAAGAGCUGAAAUCGAAGCUCUGUACUGUCAUGGGUAUGAUUUCUUGAGGAAGUUCAUGGCAAACAAAAUUGUACAGGCCAACUACAUCUAACAUCUCUCCUUACUGCCGAUUUUGACGGAACUCUGUUCUAACAAAAAGUGGAAAUAUGAACCUGGUGCUGGCAGUGGAAUAAUUGAAUCUUUUCAACCCACCAAAGGCAGGAGAGAGAAUCUUUUGAGUAUUUUUUUUCACACCCUAUCACAGAAUUGUCGAAAACAAAAAAGAAAAUAUUUUCAA